Molecule: messenger RNA, 1822 nt
Organism: Striga hermonthica
Lineage: Eukaryota; Viridiplantae; Streptophyta; Magnoliopsida; Lamiales; Orobanchaceae
Source: the annotation of a GenBank genome assembly
AUGAGUACGUUCCCCUGCACGCACGAAAUAACAGAACUAACCGAAAAUUGCGAAACUAAAACCAGUCGGGAUACGAAGAACCGACGUAGCAUUGAAGAUGACAUCAACAGGCUUUUUGAGGCCAUUGACAUUGGGACCUCCCGACGGCAUUUUUCGGGCAAAAGUUCCAUGAAAAGGCCGAUUAGAGUAAGCCCUUCCCAUAUCUCAGGCUCAGGCAUCGGGAUUUCUGAUCCCAUGAGUCUAAAACAGUCCUUUAGAGGAUUGUGCAUUUCUCAGGCUUCGGAAAUGGCUGCCCUCAGAAAACGACUGCCAAGGCCCUCUGCCUCCCCUGGAAUUUCGGAUUACAGGGCCGUCGUGAUCGAGGAAAACAAAGAGGAGAACUACUGUACAAGCAAUAGGAAUUCAGCCAAGGAUAUAUCAGACUUGGUUAAAAGUCCAAGUAAAGACUUUGUGAAGAGGAAAUAUGAGCCGAGAAGAACUUUAGUCCCUAAAACUGUCGGUCAAUGUAACGAAGCAGUUAAAGACAAGCGCGAUCAACAUCGCAAGGGCAAAAUGGUGAAUUCAAGGCCUGGCUCCAGCCUCGUCUGCAAAACAAGGAGGGCGGAUGAAAAAUCAAGCGCUAAGGAGAAGAGCGAAUUUUCACAAAGCUCACAAAGCAGUAGCAUGGGGUCGAGCUUCUAUAGUGAAGAAACCUAUCUUAGUGGCGGGUCGAGCCGGAGCGGUCACCGGGCCCACAUGUCGAGAGAUUCGAGGUGGGAAGCCAUAAGUUGUGCCCGAAAGCAGCACGGGAGUUUGAGCCUCAGGAGUUUUAAAAUGCUGAGGAAAAUAGGGGGUGGGGAUAUCGGGACUGUUUAUCUCUCGGAACUUAUCGGGACAGGCUGCCUGUUUGCAGUGAAAGUUAUGGACAAUGAAUAUUUAGUGGCCCGGAAGAAAAUGACGAGGGCUCACACGGAAAGGGAGAUUCUAGGGAUUCUUGAUCACCCUUUUCUGCCCACGCUCUAUGCCCAUUUUGCGACGGAUAAGUUUUCGUGUCUAGUUAUGGAGUACUGCCUGGGUGGCGAUCUUCACGUGCUUCGACAAAAGCAGCCUAGUAGGUCCUUUUCUGAAAAAGCAGCCAGGUUCUACGCGGCGGAGGUCCUUGUUGCUCUCGAGUACCUCCACAUGCUGGGUGUUGUGUACCGUGACCUGAAGCCUGAGAACGUCCUGGUGCGUGAGGACGGCCACAUCAUGCUCACCGACUUUGACCUCUCCUUGCGCUGCCCCACCCCCGUGACUCCAACACUCCUCCAACCCCCAACCACAAACCCACCACCCUCAUCGUGCAUCGACCCCCUCUGCCUCCACCCCUCUUGCUUCACCCUGCACAAGGCCCCCCGAAAACCCGAACCUCACCCGGACAUGCGAUACCCGCAGAUGGUGCUGGAGCCCACGGGGGCCCGAUCGAACUCGUUUGUGGGCACGCACGAGUACCUGGCCCCCGAGGUUGUGAGGGGGGAGGGCCACGGGAGCCCCGUCGACUGGUGGACGCUUGGGGUGUUCCUUUACGAGAUGCUGUACGGGCUCACCCCGUUCAGGGGUUCAACCAAUGAGGAGACCCUGUCCAAUGUGGUGUCCAGGUGCCUCACCUUCCCCGGGGCUCCCGUGGUGAGCUCGGCCGCACGGGACUUGAUGCGCCGCCUGCUCAGGAAGGAGCCCGAGGAGAGGCCGGGUUCAGCGGCUGAGAUCAGGGGGCACCCGUUUUUCGAGGGCCUGAAUUGGGCGCUCGUGAGGUGCCAGAGGCCGCCGGAAAUGCCCAGGCUGGUUGAUGUGGGUGGUGCUAGUU